Molecule: messenger RNA, 1125 nt
Organism: Pogoniulus pusillus (Red-fronted tinkerbird)
Lineage: Eukaryota; Metazoa; Chordata; Aves; Piciformes; Lybiidae
Product: transmembrane protein 126A-like
Exons: 7
Coding region: 308-940 (210 amino acids)
Biological process (GO): mitochondrial respiratory chain complex I assembly
Cellular component (GO): mitochondrion
Source: RefSeq, a predicted model, not a curated record
GGCGGGGCCAUGCUGCAGGCGGCGGAGCCUUCUCGGCGCGACCAGGGCGGUAAGGGCGGCGUCUGCCGGGGGCAGCUCAAGGGCGUGCUGGUCGGACCCCAGCCCCGGCAGGAAGGCUGUAAGGGUGAACGUGGUACGGUGGCAGGUCUGGGCACCCUCGCAAAAGGCCUCAAGGCAGGCACUGGCCCUGCUGAUCCCAGGUGAGGUCCUGCCUACUUGUCCCUGAUUCCGCUGUCCUCGUCCGGCAAAGCCCGAAUCAAAGCAAGCACAGUCUGCAAGAUAGGCCUCAGCCUUCUCGGACUUCAAGAUGGCAGGAAGAGAGUUUCUUGAAGCAGAUUCUCCACAGCAAAUGCUAAUUUUGGAAAGGUUUAAGCAUAUGGAACUCAUACAGAAGACGCUCAGUGAGCUUCCAGAAGCAGACCAGAACCUCUGUAACCAUGGAUCAUACUUCCUUGCAGCAAAUUCAGGCCUGUGUGGCUUAGCAGCAAAUAACUUCUUCAGGAAAAUCCUACACGUCCGAAGAGCUUCCAUAGUAUCUGCUUUGCCAAUGGCUGUUAUUCCAUUCAUUUCAACAACAGUGGUUUAUGAAGUUUUCUUGCGUCACCCUUUAUUUUCAGGUGAGAUAAACUGUGAGGUCUGUGCUGUGGUCAGAGGAGGAUUAAUAGGGGCUGUUGUGGGUGGCUUCUAUCCUAUUCUCAUGGCUCUCCCUGUGAAUGCAAGCCUUGCAGCCAGGUAUUCUUCAUCUCCCUUGCCAGGGAAAGAAAACCUAGUACGCUUCUGGCUCACAGUUGCUCAGCCUGUGUUUAGAAAGAUGAGUUUGGGUAUCGUGGUCCAGGCUCUAACUGGAUUAUAUCUUGCCGCUAAACAUCACGGAAUAUAUUUCAAAGUACUGGAGCGGAUCAGCACUGCCGGCAGGGAUCCUGAAGAGUUACAAGCAUGAAGUUAAACAACUUUUCAGUUGCCCUGAACAACAUCAAAACAAUCACCUCAAUCUGCUGUAUGGUCUUAACUCUUAAGAUCUGUACAAUUGCUGGUCAACAAUCAUACACUUCAAAAUAAUUCUAGUGGCUCCUGUGAUGCACAUGGAAGUAUUUACUAAUGAGAAUAAAGAAUUGAGCACCAAAA